This is a messenger RNA of Arachis ipaensis, 1401 nucleotides long. The record is from RefSeq and is a predicted model, not a curated record. Lineage: Eukaryota; Viridiplantae; Streptophyta; Magnoliopsida; Fabales; Fabaceae.
CACGCUAAAUCUUGUCGCAUCCCUUUGGAACAUAAAUGGUGGAGCCAAGAGGAAGAAGAGGCAAUUGAGUAAUAGGGGAAUAUCCGAAUUUGCGCAGGCACAGAUAACAUUAACAAAUAGCAACAACACAACAACCAUAAGAAAUUCAGCUGAAAAUAAUAAUAAUACGAAAUAUAAAUAGUGAUGGUCGAGUGACGAAGAAUUGAAGUGAUUCAUUUGCCAGUUAGCGAUAGCAUCCAUCAUCCAUGGCAUUCUCCGUCAACACCAUCACUUUUCCCAACAUUAGUCGAGUCAACAGGUUAGAUUACUCUAGCAUACGCAACUAUGAGCAACAAAACAAUCACCUCUUCCGGAGUUCAACUCACUGAAGGCCAAGGAAACUUGCCUAAACUUGUUCUUACUUCACCCUCUGGUAGUGAGGCUGAGAUAUACUUGUAUGGAGGGUGUGUUACCUCUUGGAAACUUCCCGCUGGCAAGGACCUUCUUUUUGUUCGCCCAGAUGCUGUUUUCAAUAAGAAGAAACCAAUCAGUGGAGGUAUCCCACAUUGUUUUCCUCAGUUUGGUCCUGGCUCAAUUCAGCAGCAUGGAUUUGCACGGAAUAUGGAUUGGACCGUUGCUGAUUCUGAAAAUGUGGAGGGAGAUCCUGCUGUUACUCUGGAACUGAAGGAUGAUUCCUAUAGUCGCGCUAUGUGGGAUUUCGGUUUCCAUGCCUUAUUCAAGGUCACACUUAAUUCUAAGAGUCUUUCGACUGAGUUAAAAGUUAAAAAUACAGACAACAAGGCAUUUUCAUUUACUACUGCCCUGCACACGUAUUUUAGUGCUUCUGUGAGUGGUGCAUCAGUAAAGGGAUUGAAAGGAUGCAAAACACUGAACAAAGAUCCAGAUCCUAAAAAUCCAGUGGAGGGUACAGAAGAAAGGGAUGUGGUCACUUUCCCGGCAUUUGUAGAUUGCAUUUAUCUUGGAGCUCCUGAUGAGUUACAACUUGACAAUGGCUUGGGUGAUUUAAUAUCUGUCAAGAAUACAAAUUGGUCAGAUGCUGUGUUGUGGAAUCCACAUCUUCAAAUGGAAGCGUGUUACAAAGAUUUUGUUUGUGUUGAAAAUGCUAAGAUUGAAAGGGUCCAGCUAGAGCCAGAGCAAACUUGGACAGCUGUGCAGCAUCUUAGCAUUGCUUGAACCGCAACUGAGCUUCUUUAUUGUUAAAUAUUUUUUGUCUUGAUUUGUAAACAAUACCUUAUGUAUUAAUAAUUUCCCGAGCUACUAAGAGUGUAACUGGUGGUGAGGAGUUUAUGUAGUUUUGAGAGAGGUCAUGUCUCAAAAAAGAAAAAUCUCAUUGCAUCUGUAACAUCUUUGUGAUGAAAAUAAAAGAUAAGAUAAUUUUUCUUUCCACAAGAUGGAAAACUA